AUGGGCUCGUCACCAUUACCCGUGAGCCUUCAGAGCAAGCUCAAGCAGCCGACCCAAGUCUCCCGGCUGAAGAGCUUCAGCAGGACGUUGGAUCUUCUGCGCAACCUCAUAUUCCUACUCUUCGUGCUGCGGAUAUCGAGGAAAUCGUUCUACUUCCUGCGAGGCUAUGGCUUCUUCGGCUCCCUCGUUUUCUUGUACCGCGCCCUCCGCAAGCGCACCUACCGGUUACUUCUCAAAGCACCCGGCGUCCGUGGCCAGGUGGAAAAGCAAAUCAUAGCAACCAGGAAAGACAUAGAGUCAAGGAUCGCGUCCAAUAUUCCCUCGACGACGCGCAACGUCAUCCUUCCCGCCGAGCCAUGGACCGCAGAACAUCUCCGUAGCGAGCUCUCCGCCCUCGCUGCGGCCAAACGCACCCGGUGGGAAGAAGGCAAAGUUUCAGGUGCCGUCUACCACGGUGGCUCUGACCUGAUAGCGCUGCAACAUGAAGCCAUGCAGCUCUUCUCCGUCUCCAAUCCCAUCCACGCCGACGUCUUUCCUGCCGUCCGCAAGAUGGAAGCCGAAGUCGUCGCCAUGGUCCUAUCACUCUUCAACGCACCUCCAACCGCCGCGGGUGCCACCACCUCCGGUGGAACCGAGUCCAUUCUCAUGGCUGUUCUCUCUGCGCGUAACAAAGCCUACCACGAACGCAACGUAACGGCUCCCGAAAUGAUCAUCCCGCAAACCGGCCACGCAGCUUUCCAGAAAGCGGCCGAAUACUUCAAGAUCAAGGUCCAUCUCGCUCCCUGCCCUGCACCAGCCUACACCGUUUCUAUUCCACAUGUCCGUCGCCUCAUCAACCCCAAUACCAUCCUUCUUGUGGGCUCUUGCCCCAACUACCCUCAUGGUAUCAUCGACCCAAUACCGGCCCUCAGCAAGCUCGCUCUCUCACACUCAACCCCCCUGCACGUCGACUGCUGCCUCGGCUCCUUCCUGAUCCCGUGCCUCUCGGCCGCCGGAUUCCCUGAGCCCGCCGGGCCCUUCGAUUUCCGUGCCCCGGGCGUCACCUCCAUCAGCGUUGACACGCACAAGUACGGCUUCGCGCCCAAGGGCAACAGCUGCAUCUUGUACCGCACCCCGCUCCUACGGCAGUAUCAAUACUUCGUGGCGCCCUCAUGGUCCGGCGGCGUGUACGGCUCACCCUCAAUCGCAGGCUCCCGACCCGGCGCGCUGAUCGCCGGCUGCUGGGCCAGCAUGCUCUCCGUGGGCAAGAGCGGCUACGUGGCAGCGACCAACAAGAUCGUGGCCACGCGCGCCACGCUGCAGAACGCCAUCACCGAGCAUCCGGACCUCAAGGACGCGCUGCAAGUCAUCGGCGACCCCUUGGUCUCGGUCGUCGCCUUCCGCGCCAAGGAUCCCGCCCUCGACAUCUACGAGAUCGGCGACGCCAUGGGCCGGCGCGACUGGCACUUGAACUCGCUGCAGGACCCGCCGGGCUUGCACGUGGCGGUCACGCUGCCGAUGUGCGCCGACGGCGUCGUCGACGGGUUGAUCGCCGAUCUUGUGGCGUGCGUGAAGGAGGAGAAGGAGAAAGUGCGCGACCGCAUCAGCAAGGGCGAGGCCAUCAAGAAGGGCAACACCGCGCAACUGUACGGCGUGGCGGGCAGUCUGCCGGACAAGAGCGUGGUGGAGAAGGUCGUGGUUGCGUACCUGGACACGCUGUACAAAGCCUGA
Messenger RNA from Cyphellophora europaea CBS 101466, 1710 nucleotides. RefSeq lists its product as uncharacterized. Bases 1 to 1710 code for a protein of 569 amino acids. Gene Ontology annotation, cellular component: endoplasmic reticulum. Gene Ontology annotation, biological process: sphingolipid catabolic process; carboxylic acid metabolic process. Gene Ontology annotation, molecular function: pyridoxal phosphate binding; sphinganine-1-phosphate aldolase activity. Lineage: Eukaryota; Fungi; Ascomycota; Eurotiomycetes; Chaetothyriales; Cyphellophoraceae. The record is from RefSeq and is a predicted model, not a curated record. The transcript has 2 exons.